AUGGCCGUGCAACAACAAAAGACGGGUCUUGCCAAGGGCAUCAACAAGGGUCACAAGACGACGGCCCGCGUCCCCAAGCCCCGACCUUCGCUGAGCAAGGGUAAGUCGAGCAAGCGGACCCAGUUUGUGCGGUCCAUUAUCAAGGAAGUUGCCGGCCUCGCCCCCUACGAGCGUCGCGUCAUUGAGCUUCUCCGCAACGGCAAGGACAAGCGCGCCCGCAAGUUCUCCAAGAGAAAGCUCGGCACAUUCGGACGGGCCAAGGCCAAGGUGGAAGAGCUGCAGCGCGUCAUUGUCGAGUCGCGCAGGGCUGGCCACUAG
Messenger RNA from Parathielavia appendiculata, 318 nucleotides. Its product is annotated as ribosomal protein L36e. The transcript is spliced from 5 exons. The coding region runs from base 1 to 318 and encodes 105 amino acids. Gene Ontology annotation, molecular function: structural constituent of ribosome. Gene Ontology annotation, biological process: cytoplasmic translation. Lineage: Eukaryota; Fungi; Ascomycota; Sordariomycetes; Sordariales; Chaetomiaceae. Gene Ontology annotation, cellular component: cytosolic large ribosomal subunit; ribosome. The record is from RefSeq and is a predicted model, not a curated record.